This is a messenger RNA of Pelodiscus sinensis (Chinese soft-shelled turtle), 2215 nucleotides long. The record is from RefSeq and is a predicted model, not a curated record. NCBI's taxonomy places the organism in Eukaryota, Metazoa, Chordata, Testudines, Trionychidae.
GGGACUAGCUGAUUGCACGUAGGGCGCUGGGAGAAACUCACCGGCCGCUGGAUUUCCAAGCCAACGGCAGUGCCAAACCGUUUCCUUCUGGGAUCCUGAGGCCGUGCAGGGCAGAGAAGCCACCAGUUCCCACACAAGAACUCACAUUCCCAGGAACCCCUCCCUGUCCCUGUUCCCUGGGCUGCCGCCACCCAUGGAGAGCAAAGAGGAUGCCAGCCACAGAGACAGUGGGAUCAUGAUGCAAUCAGGCCCGGACAGCCCCAUGCCGCCACUGAAGGACCGGAGCCGGGCAGCAUACCAGCAGCAGCAAGAGCUGGAGGCACAACUGGAGGCCUGUCUGGCGGAGCUGAGAAACCUCUGCCUGCGUGAAGCGGAGUUCACGGGCAGGCUGCCACAGGAGUACCCUCUGAGGCAGGGGGACAAGGUGCCCCCGGUGCGGCGGCGGAUUGGCACUGCAUUCAGACUGGAUGAGAAGACGAUCAUCUCGCAAGGCCUGGACCCACUGAGCAUACUGGAGAGAGACCUGGCCCUGCAGCUGCAGAUCGCCGCGGCUACGCGUCACCUCUACCGGGAAGAGAAUCUCAGCAAGCACAUUAAGAAGCAUCGGAAGAACCUGGUGCUGAAGGAGGAGAGGAAGCUGAAGGAGCUGGAGAGUGCUGUCAACGAGUGCCGCACGGUGGCUGCGCAGGAGCCCAGGCCAAGCAACACAGCCCCCAGUGAAGAAACCCAGGCUCCCAGUCAUCCUGCUGCCCAGCAGCUCAUGGUGCCGGACACGCCACACAGCUCCCUGGCCCUGCCCACCUGCUCUGCCCCUCCCCUGCAGCACACAGGGCUGCCCCUCACACAGUGUGCUGUGGACACCUAUUUCCUGUACCGCUUUCACCCCUCGCCUUGUUCUCUUUCAGAAGAAACCCAGGCUCCCAGUCAUCCUGCUGCCCAGCAGCUCAUGGUGCCGGACACGCCACACAGCUCCCUGGCCCUGCCCACCUGCUCUGCCCCUCCCCUGCAGCACACAGGGCUGCCACUCACACAGUGCGAAGGCCCCGAGCAGGAGCACGCGCCCCUGCAGACCAGCCCCUGGAUGGAAGCCAGCCUUGUCAGGCCUGAGACGCCCAAGAAGCACUCGGCAGAGCGGUGCCACAUGCCGAGCCCAGCCAUGCCAGCACGUGCCCAGAGGACAGCUGAGACAUCUCCCUACCGUUUCAUCCCCAUCGAGACCUUGACCUUGUGGAGGCAGGCUGGCUCCAGUGGGCCACAGAUCCCAGAGAGGCCGGCAAGGAGAAGGCAGUCCCAGUCCGUGAGGGUGGAUGUGUCCCGGGACCAAGUGGAGCCGCGUGGAAGGAGUAUGCUUCCAAGACGAUGCUGCACCUACUACAAAGUCAGCGUCUCCAUCCCCACCUACAGCGUCCCUCCAUCCAAGCCCAACCUGGCCUCCAACUCCAUCUACCAUUCCAGUUCCAAGGACAGCCGCUCAGACAUCUCCAGCAUCACAAAUGCUCCAUCGCAUGGCAGCAGAAGCCCUGACAUUGCUUUCCUGAGGCCGGUACCACUGCUGUCCCUGAAGCAACCCUUGCCGGGCUGCAGGAGCCAGCACGCCGCAGGGCCUGAGGCAGCAUACUAUUACCACCCCCCCCAGAAGGGGCUGCUGCCUCCCAGUUGCUUCCCAGCUGUGGAAUACAUGUCUGGGAGGGAGUUCUGCCAGGGCUACCCCUCCCCGUGGGCUGGCAGCUCAGCUCCAGCCCCCUAUGAGCAGGACAAGGUGCAGCUGUACUGCCAGGGGUGGGGCCCAGCCCAAAGCAAGAUCAUGUGCACCCCGUCCCUCAAGGACCAUGCCCUAGGCAGUGGCAGGGCCCUCUCCAAAUUGUCCGUGUCAGAGGAGCUGAAGUUGUGGCAUGAGCGGACCAAACUGCGGAACGUGCGACCCCACUCGCUGGAAAGGGAGAGGGCUUUCCACACGCGGAACAUGCUGUGACAGGUUGGGGACACGGAACGCCCCUGGGGAGGGGGAGACCCGGAGUGCUGUCAUAACCACUGACACUCGCCUUCCUGCUCUCUGUGGCUUCUCACUGCCUCGUCCUGCUGGGCCAGCUCCCGGGUCUCCCCCAGGCAAGGCCUCAAGCUGAGAUCAAUGCCCUGCCCCAAGAAGCAGUACAGACACUGAGCCUCUUCGGGUCCAAGGAAAAUGCAGUUUUGGGCCCAGCUUCCUGGGAUACCA